UUUUUUCAAUCUCUCUCCCCUUCUCUCUCUCCAUCCACCUCACUCUCUCUCUCUUUUUUCUCCGCUCUCCUUUCUCAAAAAAGCCAUGACGGCGAUCCCGCGAACCAUCCUCGCCUCCGCGCAAUCUUUCUAUUAUUUCUAAUUUAUUUUAUUAUUUUUUAUUUUUUUCCCUCCGUCUCCUCCACUUCCUCCGGUAGAUGUCCAAGGCGUUGGAUGAAGCUCUUUUCUCUCUUUUUUCCCCCCCUCCUCCUCUCCUCUGUCACACCGGCAUCUCCCCGAUGUGAUCCGCGCUGAACGCAGCCGCUGAACAGCCACCAUGUCUCGCCGCAAGCAAGGCAAACCGCAGCACCUCAGCAAACGGGAUUUCUCGCCGGCCGAGCCCCUCUCCAAGGCCGUGGUCUCGUCGGAGGAGCUGUCGGAGCGCUGCUCGGAGCUCUCUGAGGACAGCGGCAGCCUCAACGGGCACCAUCUAGCCCCCGGUGCGGGCCGGCUGGCCAGGCUGGGUCCCGACUCUCACCCGUCUUCGGAGCAGGACCUCCUGACCUGCGGUCAGUGCCAGGCCACUUUUCCCCUGGCAGACAUUUUGCUCUUCAUCGAGCACAAGAGGAAGCGAUGCCACGGGCCGCCCUGCCUCACGAUAGGCAGAGGGCUGGACAAGCCCCCCUCGCCCUCCCCCGGUUUGGCCCUCACCCCCUCACCCGCCCUGAACUCCCUGCGCGGCCGGAGGCCGGUCGAAGUCGGGGUUCAGGCGACGCUGGCAGACGAAGACGACGAGAGGUUCUCAACGCCUCGGGGAAUUUGCCCAAAACAGGAGCCCCUCCCAGGUAAGGAGGAGCCAACCACGUACACCUGCACAACAUGUAAGCAGUCGUAUGGGAGCGCCUGGUUCCUGCUGCAGCAUGCUCAGAACUCCCAUGGCUUUCGAAUCUACCUGGAAAGUGAGCACGGUAGUCCUCUCACCCCACGCAUGGGCGGGCCUUCUUCCCUUGGUGGUGGUGCCGACUGCCCCUCUCAGCCUCCUCUUCACGGCCUCCAUUUGCCGCCUGAUGCAAGCCCUUUCAACCUCCUCCGCAUCCCUGGCUCGGGCUCAGGGGGAAGGGACAGUGUUGGAGCAGGAGGAGCCAUUGGCUCAGCCAUUCCUGGGGGCCAUCAUCAGCGUUUUCCCCCAACACCGCCUCUUUUCAGCCCCCCUCCACGAAACCAUCUGGAUCCCCACCACCUGAGCCCAGAGGAGCUGGCGCUGGCCGCCCACCACCCGAGUGCCUUUGACAGGGUGCUGCGCCUUAAUCCUCCUCUGCCUCUAGACCCACCUCCGACAAUGGACUUCUCAAGGCGUCUAAGGGAACUGGCGGGUAACACCUCAGGAUCUACUCCCCCGCUAUCACCCAGCCGGCCAAGCCCCAUGCAGCGCUUACUGCAGCCAUUCCAGACGGGAGGAAACGGAGGUGCAGGGGGUGCAGGGGGUAGCAAACCACCAUAUCUUGCUACUCCACCACCACUACAAGGCUCGAUGCAGUCGCCUGUGGGCUCACAAACCACUCCUCCAGCCCCUCUCCCUGCAGCAGGACCAGCUUCUUCCUCCAGCACCCAGUUGAAAUCAAAGUGUUGUGAGUUUUGUGGCAAAGCCUUCAAGUUCCAGAGUAAUUUAAUUGUGCAUCGGCGCAGCCACACAGGAGAAAAGCCGUACAAAUGUCACUUGUGCGAUCACGCUUGCACACAGGCCAGCAAACUGAAACGACAUAUGAAGACGCACAUGCACAAAUCGUCCUCGCCAAAUACAGGCAAAUCAGAAGAUGGUCUAUCAUUAGCCUCGUCCCCAGAGCCUGGCACUAGUGAGCAUUUAGGCAGUGCAAGCAACGCCCUUAAAUCGGUGGUGGCCAAGCUGAAAAGCGAAAACGAUCGCAUGUUACGAGAAAAUGGAGAGGAGGAAGAAGAGGAAGAGGAGGAGGAAGAAGAAGAAGAGGAGGAGGAGGAAGAGGAGGAGGAAGAAGAGGAAGAAGGAGAGGAGGAGGAAGUGCAGAAUGGGGAAAGGCCACCAAAGCGAAACAACAGGUAUCACUUUGGACUGAACUUGGAAGCAGCUCGGCAGCAUGAAAACAGCAGCAGUAUUGGAAGUCGACUGGGCGGGGUGGCCGAUGAGGUGUCUAUCCCUCGCUCACUGCCAGAGGUCAUGCAGGGAAUGGGUCUGGCCGCCAGCAUGCAGCAUUUCAGUGAGGCCCUUAACGCACACAAGCGGAACGCCAUGGCCCAGAAGAACCACCUGCACCACCAUCUCAGCAGAGACCUUCACCACAGUCGGGACAUGUGUGAUGGAGACUCUGUGUUGGAGACAGAACGUGUACAGGAAGGCACUGUUUCGACUGUAAAUGGGCGAGGGGUGUCCCCUAAUGAAUCUUCUUCAAUCGGCCUCUCAAAGAAACUGCUUCUGGGCAGCCCCAGUCCACUUAGUCCCUUCUCAAAACGCAUAAAACUGGAGAAAGAAUUUGACCUACCUACUCCCACAAUCCCUAAUACGGAAAACGUCUACUCUCAAUGGCUGGCUGGCUACGCUGCCUCUCGACAACUCAAGGACCCCUUUCUCAACUUUGGGGAUUCCAGACAAUCGCCUUUUGCAUCAUCAUCCGAGCACUCGUCAGAGAAUGGCAGCCUGCGUUUCUCGACCCCUCCAGGAGAACUGGAUGGAGGAAUGUCAGGCCGCAGUGGGACAGGCAGCGGGGGCAGCACCCCCCACCUCGGGGGUCCUGGCAGACCCAGUUCCAAGGACGGACGCAGAAGUGACACUUGUGAAUUCUGUGGCAAGGUUUUCAAGAACUGCAGUAACCUGACAGUACACCGGCGCAGCCACACGGGAGAGAGACCUUACAAGUGUGAGCUGUGCAAUUAUGCGUGUGCCCAGAGCUCCAAACUUACUCGCCACAUGAAGACCCAUGGUCAGGUGGGCAAAGAUGUGUACAAGUGUGAAAUUUGUCAAAUGCCCUUCAGUGUUUACAGCACCUUGGAGAAACACAUGAAAAAAUGGCACAGUGACCGUCCCUUGAGUACCGAAAUAAAGUCAGAGUAGAAGGCAGAACAAUGAGACCUUUUUUCCCUCGCAACUGGGUCGCCAACAGUCAAGUGUUUAUUCCUUGCCCUCUUGUAGAUUUGCCCCAAUCCCAACACUCCCCUUUCACUGACCUGGUGGAAGCCUAAGACCAUGUGCUCUGCACCAGCACACCUUGUUUCCAUUACCCAUCGAAUGCAUGAUCUGUAUCGGGGCAAUACUCUUGCAUUGACGCAAAACUUCGAGCCUUUCUCUUGUGCAAUAAUUUACAUGUUGUGUACUAUUUCCUUUUAUUGAGUUUUCUUUUUUUUCUCCAUUUUUAAGACUUAGUCAGCAUGCAUAGUAUGUUUUUUGCUAAUCAAAAAAGAAAAGAAAAAAAAAAGAAAAGAAUUUGUCCCUGGUUGGUUAGUUGUUGAGUAAAUGUGUUGCUGUUUUUCUCUCAUUCAGUUAUUUUCUUUUUAUUCUUCAAAAAGAAAAAAAAAAGAAAUGAAAUAUACAUCCAUGCUGCAUACAUUCUGUAACACAUAUCAUGUACAGCUUUGUUUUGUAACAUGGAAAGUGAACAGUCUUUUACUUGACCCUCUUUUUACGACCCUGGAAAUGCACUUAUCCCGCUCUUUCUAAAAGAUGCCAUGUUCACACAGGGUUUAAAAGAAGAAGAAGAAGAAAAAAAAGAAUCAUGUGUUUGGCUCGACUACUAAACUGAAAAUGACGACAGCCCUGAAAUUUCUUUCAAAAAGACAAAAAGUGUGCUAAGAACUCAAUUUGUACUAUCAUUUGGAGGAAAAAGGAAGAGUGCCUUUGAUAUCUCAAAACUGCAUUGGCCAUAAUCUUAUCUGGUUUAAGUUUGGGGUCACACUAGAUGAAGCUAAACGAGUUAGAACACCCAGGAUGAGGUCCUUGAAUCAAGAACCUGAUGGCUCAAAUGGACAACUCAUGAUGAUCGGAAUCAUCAUUUAGCUACCUAUUACACAUAGGCUAUCUAUAGUUGGGAAUUUCAUGGCAAGCAUGGUACAAGCAGUAUUGUGUAUAUCUGAAUUAUUUGUAGUUUUGUUUUUGGUAUGGAGGAGCUUUUGAGAGAAAGGUAAUCUGUGAUGAGAUGUACAAUCCUGAACACGAGGGACGAGCAGCAGAGUGUCAGAUGUCUGCGUUAGCACAAACCUACAACGCUGCUUCAGCAUGUCAGUGUGUGGAACAAUGCAUAAAGUAAUAUUUGAGCUCAAAUUGAAGCUAACUUUACUUACGAGGGGUGGAAAAAAAAAAAAAAGAUACAAGCUAGACAGAUAGAAAGCUAAACAGAACUGGAAGCUAUGUACGCGUUACGGGAUCCGAGGCAAUGUUUUUCACUUUACAAUUCUAGAAUCAGAACAGGGUCAUCUGCAGAGAAACAGAGAUUUGCAAAAAAUAUAUGUGUUUUAGGGCUCUCGAGAAACGUUUUAAGGUUAAUCAAUAUGCAUACAGUGGCUCUCAAAAGUGUGCACAGUCCCGCUGAAAUGUCGGGCCUUUAGGAUUUUAAAAAAAAUGCGAACGCCAUAAUUUAAUUUACUGCUUUUCAACAUGUAAUGUGACAUUAAGCCUCUGAAUUGAAUUGAAUGAAUUUCAGCAUUCAGUCUUUGGUUGGAGUCUGCCAGCGCGCCAUAUCCACAGUCAACAUUUACAAACUUUACGUUGCACAAAGUCUUCAAACGUUUCAGAUUAUAAACCCUCUCCAGAUUUGUGAAAUUUAGCUCUGGAUUUUCAUUAAGUCAUUUUUUUUUUUGUUGAUUUGCAUGCUUGGACUUACUGUGAUGCUAAAAAUGAAUUAUCUCUUAAUCUUCACCCUUUUACCAGACACCUGAAGUGUUUGAGUCAACAUUGGCUGGCAUUCAGAACUGUUCGUAUUUAUGCUUCCCAGUGUUUUUUUUUUUGUUUUUUUUUUUUAGUAAUGUUAAGUGUUCAAUGUUUGGACCAUUCUCCAGCAAGCUUUUUGAAGACUUUAGCCAGGCCUGGAUGUUUUAUUUGAUAGAAAAGGGUUUUUUCUUCCCAACAACCCAACUCUUUACUCUAGACAUUUGGAGAAAAUGGUUGAUUUUUGUCACAUGCAGAACACAACCAGCACUUGGCAGAAAGAGUACUGCAGCUCCUUCAGUGUUGCUGUAGGCCUCGUGCCAGACUCCCUAGACCAAUUCUUAUCUUUUAUCUCCAUCCUUUUUUGGUGAAUGCUGCAGUUUUUGUAAUUUUCCUUUGUCCCCUAAUUUUUCAAAUUAACGAGGAGUGUCUUUACCCUGUUAUGGUGAGCAGAUACAGUACAAUCCUCUGGAUCCUAUUGGUCCACUCGGCUGAAUGAUGCAUUUGUACAAUGAGAUCCUUUUGAAGCCUUUGUCACAUCUCUACAAACUAUGGCUUUAGCCAAAGUAUAAAAAAUAAGAAAAUGUCAAAAAAAACUUAAACGGGGCCAGUUGAGCUUUUUCCCGCAGUUAAUCAGAUCCACUUAAAUAAUUUCCGGAUUGUACCUUAUAAGACAAGAAGCUGCUUCAACAAAGUUGAAGUUAAGUUUAAGGGCGUGCAAACAUAUGUUACCCGGUUGUUGAACCUUGUUCAUUUUAUACAUUUCCUCUCCAGACUUGUUUAUUUUUCAGUGGAACUGAAUGGGAUAUGUGUCACAUUAAAUGGCUUGUACUUGUACAUCAUAGGUGGAAAAAUAUUAAGGAAACAUUUUUCAGAAUGGCGGCGAUCACGAAAACCUGGCAUUUUGAGAGGGGUGCGCACACUUUUGAGAGGCGAUGUAGGUUAAUGCAGGGCGCGUUACUGUUUGAUUUGUUUCCUGUUGAUUUUUUUUUUUAAACCCAAAAGAGGUUUUCAUUUAAUCUGUGUCAUUCAUGCUGUUCAAUGUAAAAGCACUAAAUGUGCAUUGUCCCACAUCCAUGCAGAGACGGUACAUGGAUUGAGUCUACAAGCUGGAUUUGUUUGACAUGAAGUGCACUGUUUCAGUUUUCCCAGUUUACAAGUUUACACCGAAGGGGAAAAUCUUUGUAAUGCUGUCAGAUGAUGAAGAUCCUCUUGUUACAAGCAGUGAAAAAAACAAAACAAAAAAAAGACGCACAAAAUCUGUUGCUAACAGCUUCAUCAUCCCUGAACUCUGUAUCCUCGCUAUUUCACCCUUCACCGUUUGAUAACGCUGGACACCCAAGAACUUACUCUCAGCCUAACUAACCACUGCUCCUACACAGUAGCAAACUAAAUGCACUUCUUCUGGCUUAAUUAACACCCAGCUUCUUUAAACAAGUUGUGAUUUAUCAUCAUCUGAGCAAGUUGCUGCCUGCACAACAGACACUCCGAUCUUGUUGCUCACGCCACAAGACUCUGUUUUUGUGAAACUUGUCCUUCAGAAAUGGGCAUAAAAAGUUUUUUUUUUUUUUUUUUGCAAACUAAAUUACACUAUAUUUUACGGGGGGGAAAUGUUUGUUUCGUUACUGCAUCUUGAUGCUGUUCAACUCUCCCGUCACAGUAUAUAUGAGGUGAAACAUUUCAGAAAAUUUGAAAAAAAAAUAACAACAACUUUGUGUUUUCACUUUUUUUUCCUUUUUUUUUUUUUGCCUUGGUUCUUCACGGCUCUUCAGGUUGAAAUACAAUUUGCAUUGGGGAAAGGAUUAAGAUUAUAUAUGAAUAUAUAAUAAAGAACUUAAAAUAUAGGAAAAUGCACAGUCAUGUCGGUUCCUAUACUUAAACACAUUUAUGGUCUACUUUUUCUGUAUUUCUAGAAUUGUAUUUGAAUUCAAUGUUCACUUAGAGUAGGCACUAUAGUAUUUAUAUUGAGGCUCGUAUUUUUAACUGUUGCUUGUUCUCUCUAAAGGUAUUUGCCAUACCUGUUUUGGUAGUGGAAAAAAAAAAUCCCAAGCUGCCACGGUAUAUUUUUUUAAUUUGGCAGGAUAAUAUAGUGCGAAUUAUUUGUAUGUCUAAAGAAAUAAAAUAAAACGAUAAAAAAAAAAAUACAUCCCAUAAAAUAGCAGCUAAAGCGUGUGGCAUUGGGAGGCGUCGCAGGCCAUCAGAUGGCUGCUGCUUGGGUUCCUGCUGUCCACAGAGGUGUUUGUACAUAUCUUCUUCUUUUUUUUUUUUUUUUUUUUUUUUUUUUUUUGUUCGCACUUCUUAAUCCUCACUGCUGCCAUACCUGUAUGCAGUACUGAAAGCUGACGUUGGCCUGUUCUGUUGUGUGCUUCUGUCUCUCUCACCUCUCCCACCUGACAACAUUCCAACAUCAAGAUGAGAGGAAGAAAAAAAAAAUCUAAAGAUAAAAAAAAAAAAAAAACUUAAUAUGCAGUACAUGGAUUACUUUAAAAAAAAAAAAGGUUAAAAUAAAUACGUUUAAAAAGAGAUAAAAUGUUUUUGCAUUUUCUUUUCCAUUGCCAAAUACUAAAUGGUGCUUUAUAUUUAGAUUGGGUGAAUAUACUUUCAUAUGCAAAGCAUAUUUAAAAAUGACCAGGGGGAUGUGGAGUAGCCUGCUUCAGUUGAGACUUUUUUUUGUAAAUGGCAAUGCGGAAUAUUUUGUUAUCAGCCUUUUCUAUUCCUGUUCUGAGAGCUGUUUGUUGUAACUUGAACAUGAACUUUAUCUUUUACAAUGGGAGCUACUAUUUAUUAUUACCUAUACGCUCUGUUUUAAACAGAGACAUGGAAUGGAGUCAUAUGUUUUUAUUUUUGGUUUGUUUUUAUUUUAUUCUUUUGAUUUGGUUAUUCUAUAAUUUUAUUAUUAUGUUUUCUUUUCUAAUGGUGGCCAGUGGUCAUUGGACAAAACAAGCUCUAUGAUUUCUGUUGUACUUGUUUGGGGUCUCUGUUCAGUUGUAUUGGGAAUACCACUGUCUGUGUUUUCUGGCAGAUGUCUGCAUAAUCCUGUUCACAUGCCCAUUUUGUCCCUUUAUCGAAAAAUGAUUAAUAAAAAAAAUGAAAGUGUAA
Messenger RNA from Fundulus heteroclitus (mummichog), 7966 nucleotides. Its product is annotated as B-cell lymphoma/leukemia 11A. The transcript is spliced from 3 exons. Gene Ontology annotation, cellular component: nucleus. The record is from RefSeq and is a predicted model, not a curated record. Gene Ontology annotation, molecular function: DNA-binding transcription factor activity; RNA polymerase II cis-regulatory region sequence-specific DNA binding. Bases 317 to 3061 code for a protein of 914 amino acids. Gene Ontology annotation, biological process: negative regulation of dendrite development; regulation of transcription by RNA polymerase II. Lineage: Eukaryota; Metazoa; Chordata; Actinopteri; Cyprinodontiformes; Fundulidae.